Messenger RNA from Closterium sp. Naga37s-1, 19362 nucleotides. The record is from the annotation of a GenBank genome assembly. Lineage: Eukaryota; Viridiplantae; Streptophyta; Zygnematophyceae; Desmidiales; Closteriaceae.
AUGGAUACAUCGGCGCGGAUCAGCAUGAAGCUGAUGCUUCACCCCGCCCCAUUCUCCCUCCUUCCAUCACCCCGCCCCAUUCUCCCGCUUUCCAUCACCCCGCCCCAUUCUCCCGCUUUCCAUCACCCCGCCUCAUUCUCCCGCUUUCCAUCACCCCGACCCAUUCUCCCGCUUUCCAUCACCCCGCCCCAUUCUCUCGCUUUCCAUCACCCUGCCCCGUUCUCCCGCUUUCCAUCACCCUGCCCCGUUCUCCCGCUUUCCAUCACCCUGCCCCAUUCUCCCGCUUUCCAUCACCUUGCCCCAUUCUCCCGCUUUCCAUCACCCCGCCCCAUUCUCCCUCCUUCCAUCACCCCGCCCCAUUCUCCCGCUUUCCAUCACCCCACCCCGUUCUCCCUCCUUCCAUCAACCCGCCCCAUUCUCCCUCCUUCCAUCACCCCGCCCCAUUCUCCCGCUUUCCAUCACCCCGCCCUAUUCUCCCGCUUUCCAUCACCCCGCCCCAUUCUCCCGCUUUCCAUCACCCUGCCCCGUUCUCCCGCUUUCCAUCACCCUGCCCCAUUCUCCCGCUUUCCAUCACCCCGCCCCAUUCUCCCUCCUUCCAUCACCCCGCCCCAUUCUCCCGCUUUCCAUCACCCCGCCCCAUUCUCCCGCCUUCCAUCACCCCGCUCCAUUCUCCCGCUUUCCAUCACCCCGCCCCAUUCUCCGCUUUCCAUCACCCCGCCCCAUUCUCCCGCUUUCCAUCACCCCGCCCCAUUCUCCCGCUUUCCAUCACCCCGCCCCAUUCUCCCGCCUUCCAUCACCCCGCCCCAUUCUCCCGCUUUCCAUCACCGCCCCAUUCUCCCUCCUUCCAUCACCCCUCCCCAUUCUCCCUCCUUCCAUCACCCCGCCCCAUUCUCCCGCUUUCCAUCACCCCGCCCCAUUCUCCCUCCUUCCAUCACCCCGCCCCAUUCUCCCGCUUUCCAUCACCCCACCCCAUUCUCCCUCCUUCCAUCACCCCGCCCCAUUCUCUCUCCUUCCAUCACCCGCCCCAUUCUCCCGCUUUCCAUCACCCCGCCCCAUUCUCCCGCUUUCCAUCAUCCCGCCCCAUUCUCCCGCUUUCCAUCACCCCGCCCCAUUCUCUCGCUUUCCAUCACCCUGCCCCAUUCUCCCGCUUUCCAUCACCCUGCCCAGUUCUCCUGCUUUCCAUCACCCCGACCCAUUCUCCCGCUUUCCAUCACCCCGCCCCAUUCUCUCGCUUUCCAUCACCCUGCCCCAUUCUCCCGCUUUCCAUCACCUUGCCCCAUUCUCCCGCUUUCCAUCACCCCGCCCCAUUCUCCCUCCUUCCAUCACCCCGCCCCAUUCUCCCGCUUUCCAUCACCCCGCCCCAUUCUCCCGCUUUCCAUCACCCCGCCCCAUUCUCCCGCUUUCCAUCACCCCGCCCCAUUCUCCCGCUUUCCAUCACCCCGCCCCAUUCUCCCGCUUUCCAUCUCCCCGCCCCAUUCUCCCGCUUUCCAUCACCCCGCCCCAUUCUCCCGCUUUCAAUCACCCCGCCCCAUUCUCCCUCCUUCCAUAACACCGCCCCAUUCUCCCGAUUUCCAUCACCCCGCCCCAUUCUCCCGCUUUCUAUCACCCGCCCCAUUCUCCCGCUUUCCAUCACCCCGCCCCAUUCUCCCGCUUUCCAUCACCCCGCCCCAUUCUCCCGCUUUCCAUCACCCCGCCCCAUUCUCUCGCUUUCCAUCACCCUGCCCCAUUCUCCCGCUUUCCAUCACCCUGCCCAGUUCUCCUGCUUUCCAUCACCCUGCCCCAUUCUCCGCUUUCUAUCACCCCGCCGCAUUCUCCCGCUUUCCAUCACCCCGCCCCAUUCUCCCUCCUUCCAUCACCCCGCCCCAUUCUCCCGCUUUCCAUCACCCCACACCAUUCUCCCUCCUUCCAUCACCCCGCCCCAUUCUCCCUCCUUCCAUCACCCCGCCCCAUUCUCCCGCUUUCCAUCACCCCGCCCCAUUCUCCCGCUUUCCAUCACCCCGCCCUAUUCUCUCGCUUUCCAUCACCCCGCCCCAUUCUCCCGCUUUCCAUCACCUUGCCCCGUUCUCCCGCUUUCCACCACCCUGCCCCAUUCUCCCGCUUUCCAUCACCCCGCCCCAUUCUCCCGCUUUCCAUCACCCCGCCCCAUUCUCCUGCUUUCCAUCACCCCGCCCCAUUCUCCCUCCUUCCAUCACCCCGCCCCAUUCUCCUUCCUUCCAUCACCCCGCCCCAUUCUCCCGCUUUCCAUCACCACGCCCCAUUCUCCCGCUUUCCAUCACCCCGCCCCAUUCUCUCGCUUUCCAUCACCCCUCCUCAUUCUCCCGCUUUCCAUCACCCCGCCCCAUUCUCCCGCUUUCCAUCACCCCGCCCCAUUCUCUCGCUUUCCGUCACCCCGCCCCAUUCUCCCGCUUUCCAUCACCCUGCCCCAUUCUCCCGCUUUCCAUCACCCUGCCCCAUUCUCCCGCUUGCCAUCACCCCGCCCCAUUCUCCCGCUUUCCAUCACCCCGCCCCAUUCUCCCGCUUUCCAUCACCCCGUCCCCUUCUCCCGCAUUCCAUCACCCCGCCCCAUUCUUCCGCUUUCCAUCACCCCGCCCCCUUCUCCCGCUUUCCAUCACCCCGCCCCAUUCUCCCGCUUUCCAUCACCCCGCCCAACUCUCCCGCUUUCCAUCACUACGCCCCAUUCUCCCGCUUUCCAUCACCCCGCCCCAUUCUCCCGCCUUCCAUCACCCCGCCCCAUUCUCCCGCUUUCCAUCACCGCCCCAUUCUCCCUCCUUCCAUCACCCCGCCCCAUUCUCCCUCCUUCCAUCACCCCGCCCCAUUCUCCCGCUUUCCAUCACCCUGCCCCAUUCUCCCGCUUGCCAUCACCCCGCCCCAUUCUCCCGCUUUCCAUCACCCCGCCCCAUUCUCCCGCUUUCCAUCACCCCGUCCCCUUCUCCCGCAUUCCAUCACCCCGCCCCAUUCUUCCGCUUUCCAUCACCCCGCCCCCUUCUCCCGCUUUCCAUCACCCCGCCCAUUCUCCCGCUUUCCAUCACCCCGCCCAACUCUCCAGCUUUCCAUCACCCCGCCCCAUUCUCCCGCUUUCCAUCACCCCGCUCCAUUCUCCCGCCUUCCAUCACCCCGCCCCAUUCUCCCGCUUUCCAUCACCGCCCCAUUCUCCCUCCUUCCAUCACCCCGCCCCAUUCUCCCUCCUUCCAUCACCCCGCCCCAUUCUCCCGCUUUCCAUCACCCCGCCCCAUUCUCCCUCCUUCCAUCACCCCGCCCCAUUCUCCCGCUUUCCACCACCCCACCCCAUUCUCCCUCCUUCCAUCACCCCGCCCCAUUCUCUCUCCUUCCAUCACCCCGCCCCAUUCUCCCGCUUUCCAUCACCCCGCCCCAUUCUCCUGCUUUCCAUCAUCCCGCCCCAUUCUCCCGCUUUCCAUCACCCCGCCCCAUUCUCCCGCUUUCCAUCACCCCGCCCCAUUCUCCCGCUUUCCAUCACCCCGCCCCAUUCUCUCGCUUUCCAUCACCCUACCCCAUUCUCCCCGCUUUCCAUCACCCUGCCCAGUUCUCCUGCUUUCCAUCACCCUGCCCCAUUCUCCCGCUUUCCAUCACCCCGCCGCAUUCUCCCGCUUUCCAUCACCCCGCCCCAUUCUCCCUCCUUCCAUCACCCCGCCCCAUUCUCCCGCUUUCCAUCACCCCACCCCAUUCUCCCUCCUUCCAUCACCCCGCCCCAUUCUCCCUCCUUCCAUCACCCCGCACCAUUCUCCCGCUUUCCAUCACCCCGCCCCAUUCUCCCGCUUUCCAUCACCCCGCCCCAUUCUCCCACUUUCCAUCACCCCGCCCCAUUCUCUCGCUUUCCAUCACCCUGCCCCAUUCUCCCGCUUUCCAUCACCCUGCCCAGUUCUCCUGCUUUCCAUCACCCUGCCCCAUUCUCCCGCUUUCUAUCACCCCGCCGCAUUCUCCCGCUUUCCAUCACCCCGCCCCAUUCUCCCUCCUUCCAUCACCCCGCCCCAUUCUCCCGCUUUCCAUCACCCCACCCCAUUCUCCCUCCUUCCAUCACCCCGCCCCAUUCUCCCUCCUUCCAUCACCCCGCCCCAUUCUCCCGCUUUCCAUCACCCCGCCCCAUUCUCCCGCUUUCCAUCACCCCGCCCUAUUCUCUCGCUUUCCAUCACCCCGCCCCAUUCUCCCGCUUUCCAUCACCGCCCCAUUCUCCCUCCUUCCAUCACCCCGCCCCAUUCUCCCGCUUUCCAUCACCCCGCCCCAUUCUCCCGCUUUCCAUCACCCCGCCCCAUUCUCCCGCUUUCCAUCACCCCGCCCCAUUCUCUCGCUUUCCAUCACCCUGCCCCAUUCUCCCGCUUUCCAUCACCCUGCCCAGUUCUCCUGCUUUCCAUCACCCUGCCCCAUUCUCCCGCUUUCUAUCACCCCGCCGCAUUCUCCCGCUUUCCAUCACCCCGCCCCAUUCUCCCUCCUUCCAUCACCCCGCCCCAUUCUCCCGCUUUCCAUCACCCCACCCCAUUUUCCCUCCUUCCAUCACCCCGCCCCAUUCUCCCUCCUUCCAUCACCCCGCCCCAUUCUCCCGCUUUCCAUCACCCUGCCCCAUUCUCCCGCUUUCCAUCACCCCGCCCCAUUCUCCCGCUUUCCAUCACCCCGCCCCAUUCUCUCGCUUUCCAUCACCCUGCCCCAUUCUCCCGCUUUCCAUCACCCUGCCCCAUUCUCCCGCUUUCUAUCACCCCGCCGCAUUCUCCCGCUUUCCAUCACCCCGCCCCAUUCUCCCUACUUCCAUCACCCCGCCCCAUUCUCCCGCUUUCCAUCACCCCACCCCAUUCUCCCUCCUUCCAUCACCCCGCCCCAUUCUCCCCUCCUUCCAUCACCCCGCCCUAUUCUCUCGCUUUCCAUCACCCCGCCCCAUUCUCCCGCUUUCCACCACCCUGCCCCAUUCUCCCGCUUUCCAUCACCCCGCCCCAUUCUCCUGCUUUCCAUCAUCCCGCCCCAUUCUCCCUCCUUCCAUCACCCCGCCCCAUUCUCCUUCCUUCCAUCACCCCGCCCCAUUCUCCCGCUUUCCAUCACCCCGCCCCAUUCUCCCGCUUUCCAUCACCCCGCCCCAUUCUCCCGCUUUCCAUCACCCCUCCUCAUUCUCCCGCUUUCCAUCACCCCGCCCCAUUCUCCCACUUUCCAUCACCCCGCCCCAUUCUCUCGCUUUCCGUCACCCCGCCCCAUUCUCCCGCUUUCCAUCACCCUGCCCCGUUCUCCCGCUUUCCAUCACCCUGCCCCAUUCUCCCGCUUGCCAUCACCCCGCCCCAUUCUCCCGCCUUCCAUCACCCCGCCCCAUUCUCCCGCUUUCCAUCACCCCGUCCCCUUCUCCCGCAUUCCAUCACCCCGCCCCAUUCUUCCGCUUUCCAUCACCCCACCCCCUUCUCCCGCUUUCCAUCACCCCGCCCCAUUCUCCCGCUUUCCAUCACCCCGCCCCACUCUCCCGCUUUCCAUCACCCCGCCCCAUUCUCCCGCUUUCCAUCACCCCGCCCCAUUCUCCCUCCUUCCAUCAUCCCGCCCCAUUCUCCCGUCUUCCAUCACUCCGCCCCAUUCUCCCGCCUUCCAUCACCCCGCUCCAUUCUCCCGCUUUCCAUCACCCCGCCCCAUUCUCCCGCUUUCCAUCACCCCGCCCCAUUCUCCCUCCUUCCAUCACCCCGCCCCAUUCUCCCUUUCCAUCACCCAACCCCAUUCUCCCGCUUUCCAUCACCCCGCCCCAUUCUCCUGCUUUCCAUCACCCCGCCCCAUUCUCCCUCCUUCUAUCACCCCGACCCUUUCUUCCUCCUUCCAUCACCUCGCCCCAUUCUCUCGCUUUCCAUCACCCCGCCCCAUUCACCCGCUUUCCAUCACCCCGCCCCAUUCUCCCGCUUUUCAUCACCCCGCCCCAUUCUCUCGCUUUCCAUCACCCCGCCCUAUUCUCCCGCUUUCCAUCACCCCGCACCAUUCUCCCUCCAUCCAUCACCCCGCCCCAUUCUCCCGCUUUCCAUCACCCAACCCCAUUCUCCCGCUUUCCAUCACUCCGCCCCAUUCUCCUGCUUUCCAUCACCCCGCCCCAUUCUCCCUCCUUCUAUCACCCCGACCCAUUCUUCCUCCUUCCAUCACCUCGCCCCAUUCUCCCGCUUUCCAUCACCCCGCCCCAUUCUCCCGCUUUCCAUCACCCCGCCCCAUUCUCCCGCUUUCCAUCACCCCGCCCCAUUCUCCCGCUUUCCAUCACCCGCCCCCAUUCUCCCGCUUUCCAUCACCUUGCCCCAUUCUCCCGCUUUCCAUCACCCCGCCCCAUUCUCCCUCCUUCCAUCACCCCGCCCCAUUCUCCCGCCUUCCAUCACUCCGCCCCAUUCUCCCGCCUUCCAUCACCCCGCCCCAUUCUUCCGCUUUCCAUCACCCGCCCCAUUCUCCCGCUUUCCAUCACCCUGCCCCAUUCUCCCGCUUUCCAUCACCCCGCCCCAUUCUCCCACCUUCCAUCAUCCCGCCCCAUUCUCCCGCCUUCCAUCACUCCGCCCCAUUCUCCAGCCUUCCAUCACCCCGCCCCAUUCUCCCGCUUUCCAUCACCCCGCCCCAUUCUCCCGCUUUCCAUCACCGCCCCAUUCUCCCUCCUUCCAUCACCCCGCCCCAUUCUCCCUCCUUCCAUCACCCCAACCCAUUCUCCCGCUUUCCAUCACCCCGCCCCAUUCUCCCGAUUUCCAUCACCCCGUCCCAUUCUCCCGCUUUCCAUCACCCCGCCCCAUUCUACCGCUUUCCAUCACCCCGCCCCAUUCUCCCGCUUUCCAUCACCCCGCCCCAUUCUCCCGCUUUCCAUCACCCCCGCCCCAUUCUCCCUCCUUCCAUCACCCCGCCCCAUUCUCCCUCCUUCCAUCACCCCACCCCAUUCUCCCGCUUUCCAUCACCCCGCCCAAUUCUCCCGAUUUCCAUCACCCUGCCCCAUUCUCCCGCUUUCCAUCACCCCGCCUCAGUCUCCCGCUUUCCAUCCCCCCGCCCCAUUCUCCCGCUUUCCAUCACCCCACCCCAUUCUCCCUCCUUCCAUCACCCCGCCCCAUUCUCCCUCCUUCCAUCACCCCGCCCCAUUCUCCCGCUUUCCAUCACCCCGCCCCAUUCUCCCGCUUUCCAUCACCCCGCCCUAUUCUCUCGCUUUCCAUCACCCCGCCCCAUUCUCCCGCUUUCCAUCACCUUGCCCCGUUCUCCCGCUUUCCACCACCCUGCCCCAUUCUCCCGCUUUCCAUCACCCCGCCCCAUUCUCCUGCUUUCCAUCACCCCGCCCCAUUCUCCCUCCUUCCAUCACCCCGCCCCAUUCUCCUUCCUUCCAUCACCCCGCCCCAUUCUCCCGCUUUCCAUCACCACGCCCCAUUCUCCCGCUUUCCAUCACCCCGCCCCAUUCUCUCGCUUUCCAUCACCCCUCCUCAUUCUCCCGCUUUCCAUCACCCCGCCCCAUUCUCCCGCUUUCCAUCACCCCGCCCCAUUCUCUCGCUUUCCUUCUCCUGCUUUCCAUCACCCUGCCCCAUUCUCCCGCUUUCCAUCACCCCGCCGCAUUCUCCCGCUUUCCAUCACCCCGCCCCAUUCUCCCUCCUUCCAUCACCCCGCCCCAUUCUCCCGCUUUCCAUCACCCCACCCCAUUCUCCCUCCUUCCAUCACCCCGCCCCAUUCUCCCUCCUUCCAUCACCCCGCACCAUUCUCCCGCUUUCCAUCACCCCGCCCCAUUCUCCCGCUUUCCAUCACCCCGCCCCAUUCUCCCACUUUCCAUCACCCCGCCCCAUUCUCUCGCUUUCCAUCACCCUGCCCCAUUCUCCCGCUUUCCAUCACCCUGCCCAGUUCUCCUGCUUUCCAUCACCCUGCCCCAUUCUCCCGCUUUCUAUCACCCCGCCGCAUUCUCCCGCUUUCCAUCACCCCGCCCCAUUCUCCCUCCUUCCAUCACCCCGCCCCAUUCUCCCGCUUUCCAUCACCCCACCCCAUUCUCCCUCCUUCCAUCACCCCGCCCCAUUCUCCCUCCUUCCAUCACCCCGCCCCAUUCUCCCGCUUUCCAUCACCCCGCCCCAUUCUCCCGCUUUCCAUCACCCCGCCCUAUUCUCUCGCUUUCCAUCACCCCGCGCCAUUCUCCCGCUUUCCAUCACCGCCCCAUUCUCCCUCCUUCCAUCACCCCGCCCCAUUCUCCCGCUUUCCAUCACCCCGCCCCAUUCUCCCGCUUUCCAUCACCCCGCCCCAUUCUCCCGCUUUCCAUCACCCCGCCCCAUUCUCUCGCUUUCCAUCACCCUGCCCCAUUCUCCCGCUUUCCAUCACCCUGCCCAGUUCUCCUGCUUUCCAUCACCCUGCCCCAUUCUCCCGCUUUCUAUCACCCCGCCGCAUUCUCCCGCUUUCCAUCACCCCGCCCCAUUCUCCCUCCUUCCAUCACCCCGCCCCAUUCUCCCGCUUUCCAUCACCCCACCCCAUUUUCCCUCCUUCCAUCACCCCGCCCCAUUCUCCCUCCUUCCAUCACCCCGCCCCAUUCUCCCGCUUUCCAUCACCCCGCCCCAUUCUCCCGCUUUCCAUCACCCCGCCCCAUUCUCCCGCUUUCCAUCACCCCGCCCCAUUCUCUCGCUUUCCAUCACCCUGCCCCAUUCUCCCGCUUUCCAUCACCCUGCCCCAUUCUCCCGCUUUCUAUCACCCCGCCGCAUUCUCCCGCUUUCUAUCACCCCGCCCCAUUCUCCCUACUUCCAUCACCCCGCCCCAUUCUCCCGCUUUCCAUCACCCCACCCCAUUCUCCCUCCUUCCAUCACCCCGCCCCAUUCUCCCUCCUUCCAUCACCCCGCCCUAUUCUCUCGCUUUCCAUCACCCCCGCCCCAUUCUCCCGCUUUCCACCACCCUGCCCCAUUCUCCCGCUUUCCAUCACCCCGCCCCAUUCUCCUGCUUUCCAUCAUCCCGCCCCAUUCUCCCUCCUUCCAUCACCCCGCCCCAUUCUCCUUCCUUCCAUCACCCCGCCCCAUUCUCCCGCUUUCCAUCACCCCGCCCCAUUCUCCCGCUUUCCAUCACCCCGCCCCAUUCUCCCGAUUUCCAUCACCCCUCCUCAUUCUCCCGCUUUCCAUCACCCCGCCCCAUUCUCCCGCUUUCCAUCACCCCGCCCCAUUCUCUCGCUUUCCGUCACCCCGCCCCAUUCUCCCGCUUUCCAUCACCCUGCCCCGUUCUCCCGCUUUCCAUCACCCUGCCCCAUUCUCCCGCUUGCCAUCACCCCGCCCCAUUCUCCCGCCUUCCAUCACCCCGCCCCAUUCUCCCGCUUUCCAUCACCCCCUCCCCUUCUCCCGCAUUCCAUCACCCCGCCCCAUUCUUCCGCUUUCCAUCACCCCACCCCCUUCUCCCGCUUUCCAUCACCCCGCCCCAUUCUCCCGCUUUCCAUCACCCCGCCCCACUCUCCCGCUUUCCAUCACCCCGCCCCAUUCUCCCGCUUUCCAUCACCCCGCCCCAUUCUCCCUCCUUCCAUCAUCCCGCCCCAUUCUCCCGUCUUCCAUCACUCCGCCCCAUUCUCCCGCCUUCCAUCACCCCGCUCCAUUCUCCCGCUUUCCAUCACCCCGCCCCAUUCUCCCGCUUUCCAUCACCCCGCCCCAUUCUCCCUCCUUCCAUCACCCCGCCCCAUUCUCCCUUUCCAUCACCCAACCCCAUUCUCCCGCUUUCCAUCACCCCGCCCCAUUCUCCUGCUUUCCAUCACCCCGCCCCAUUCUCCCUCCUUCUAUCACCCCGACCCUUUCUUCCUCCUUCCAUCACCUCGCCCCAUUCUCUCGCUUUCCAUCACCCCGCCCCAUUCACCCGCUUUCCAUCACCCCGCCCCAUUCUCCCGCUUUUCAUCACCCCGCCCCAUUCUCUCGCUUUCCAUCACCCCGCCCUAUUCUCCCGCUUUCCAUCACCCCGCACCAUUCUCCCUCCAUCCAUCACCCCGCCCCAUUCUCCCGCUUUCCAUCACCCAACCCCAUUCUCCCGCUUUCCAUCACUCCGCCCCAUUCUCCUGCUUUCCAUCACCCCGCCCCAUUCUCCCUCCUUCUAUCACCCCGACCCAUUCUUCCUCCUUCCAUCACCUCGCCCCAUUCUCCCGCUUUCCAUCACCCCGCCCCAUUCUCCCGUUUUCCAUCACCCCGCCCCAUUCUCCCGCUUUCCAUCACCCCGCCCCAUUCUCCCGCUUUCCAUCACCCGCCCCAUUCUCCCGCUUUCCAUCACCCUGCCCCAUUCUCCCGCUUUCCAUCACCCCGCCCCAUUCUCCCUCCUUCCAUCAUCCCGCCCCAUUCUCCCGCCUUCCAUCACUCCGCCCCAUUCUCCCGCCUUCCAUCACCCCGCCCCAUUCUCCCGCUUUCCAUCACCCGCCCCAUUCUCCCGCUUUCCAUCACCCUGCCCCAUUCUCCCGCUUUCCAUCACCCCGCCCCAUUCUCCCACCUUCCAUCAUCCCGCCCCAUUCUCCCGCCUUCCAUCACUCCGCCCCAUUCUCCCGCCUUCCAUCACCCUGCCCCAUUCUCCCGCUUUCCAUCACCCCGCCCCAUUCUCCCGCUUUCCAUCACCGCCCCAUUCUCCCUCCUUCCAUCACCCCGCCCCAUUCUCCCUCCUUCCAUCACCCCAACCCAUUCUCCCGCUUUCCAUCACCCCGCCCCAUUCUCUCGAUUUCCAUCACCCCGUCCCAUUCUCCCGCUUUCCAUCACCCCGCCCCAUUCUACCGCUUUCCAUCACCCCGCCCCAUUCUCCCGCUUUCCAUCACCCCGCCCCAUUCUCCCGCUUUCCAUCACCCCCGCCCCAUUCUCCCUCCUUCCAUCACCCCGCCCCAUUCUCCCUCCUUCCAUCACCCCACCCCAUUCUCCCGCUUUCCAUCACCCCGCCCAAUUCUCCCGAUUUCCAUCACCCUGCCCCAUUCUCCCGCUUUCCAUCACCCUGCCUCAGUCUCCCGCUUUCCAUCCCCCCGCCCCAUUCUCCCGCUUUCCAUCACCCCGCCCCAUUCUCCCGCUUUCCAUCACCCCGCCCCAUUCUUCCGCUUUCCAUCACCUCGCCCCAUUCUCCCGCUUUCCAUCACCCCGCCCCAUUCUCCCGCUUUUCAACACCCCGCCCCAUUCUUCUGCUUUCCAUCACCCCGCCCCAUUCUCCCUCCUUCCAUCACCCCGCCCCAUUCUCCCUCCUUCCAUCACCCCGCCCCAUUCUCCCUCCUUCCAUCACCUCGCCCCAUUCUCCCGCUUUCCAUCACCCCGCCCCAUUCUCCCGCUUUCCACACCCCGCCCCAUUCUCCCGCUUUCCAUCACCCCGCCCCAUUCUCCCGCUUUCCAUCACCCCGCCCUAUUCUCCCGCUUUCCAUCACCCCGCCCCAUUCUUCCUCCUUCCAUCAUCCUGCCCCAUUCUCCCUCCUUCCAUCACCCCGCCCCAUUCUUCUGCUUUCCAUCACCCCGCCCCAUUCUCCCGCUUUCCCUCCCCCCGCCCCAUUCUCCCGCUUUCCAUCACCCCUCCCCAUUCUCCCGCUUUCCAUCACCCCGCCCCAUUCUCCCUCCUUCCAUCACCCUGCCCCAUUCUCCCUCCUUCCAUCACCCCGUCCCAUUCUCCCGCUUUCCAUCACCCCGCCCCAUUCUCCCGCUUUCCAUCACCCCGCCCCAUUCUCCCGCUUUCCAUCACCCCGCCCCAUUCUCCUUCUUUCCAUCACCCUGCCCCAUUCUCCCGCUUUCCAUCACCCCGCCCCAUUCUCCCGCAUUCCAUCACCCCGCCCCAUUCUCCCUCCUUCCAUCACCCCGCCCCAUUCUCCCUCCUUCCAUGACGCCGCCCCAUUCUCCCGUAUUCCAUCACCCCGCCCCAUUCUCCCGCUUUUCAUCUCCCCGCCCCAUUCUCCCGCUUUCCAUCACCCCGCCCCAUUCUCCCUCCUUCCAUCACCCCGCCCCAUUCUUCCUCCUUCCAUCACCCCGUCCCAUUCUCCCGCUUUCCAUCACCCCGCCCCAUUCUCCCUCCUUCCAUCACCCUGCCCCAUUCUCCCGCUUUCCAUCACCUCGCCCCAUUCUCCCGCUUUCCAUCACCCCCCCCCAUUCUCCCGCUUUCCAUCACCCCGCCCCAUUCUCCCGCUUUCCAUCACCCCGCCCCAUUGUCCCUCUUUCCAUCACCCCGCCCCAUUCUCCCUCUUUCCAUCACCCCGCCCCAUUCUCCCGCUUUCCAUCACCCCGCCUCAUUCUCCCGCUUUCCAUCACCCCGCCCCAUUCUCCCUCCUUCCAUCACCCCGCCCCAUUCUCCCGCUUUCCAUCACCCCGUCCCAUUCUCCCUCUUUCCAUCACCCCGCCCCAUUCUCCCGCUUUCCAUCACCCCACCCCAUUCUCUUGCUUUCCGUCACCGCGACCCAUUCUCCCGCUUUCCAUCACCCCGCCCCAUUCUCCCGCUUUCCAUCACCCCUCCCUAUUCUCCCGCUUUCCAUCACCCCGCCCCAUUCUCCCUCCUUCCAUCACCCCGCCCCAUUCUCCCUCCUUCCAUCACCCCGCCCCAUUCUCCCGCUUUCCAUCACCCCGCCCCAUUCUCCCGCUUUCCAUCACCCCGCCCGAUUCUCCCGCUUUCCAUCACCCCGCCCCAUUCUCCCGCUUUCCAUCACCCCGCCCCAUUCUCCCGCUUCCCAUCACCCCGCCCCAUUCUCCCGCUUUCCAUCACCCCGCCCCAUUCUCCCUCCUUCCAUCACCCUGCCCCAUUCUCCCGCUUUCCAUCACCUCGCCCGAUUCUCCCGCUUUCCAUCACCCCGCCCCAUUCUCCCGCUUUCCAUCACCCCGCCCCAUUCUCCCGCUUCCCAUCACCCCGCCCCAUUCUCCCGCUUUCCAUCACCCCGCCCCAUUCUCCCUCCUUCCAUCACCCCGCCCCAUUCUCCCGCUUUCCAUCACCCCGCCCCAUUCUCCCGCUUCCCAUCACCCCGCCCCAUUCUCCCGCUUUCCAUCACCCCGCCCCAUUCUCCCUCCUUCCAUCACCCCGCCCCAUUCUCCCGCUUUCCAUCACCCCGUCCCAUUCUCCCUCUUUCCAUCACCCCGCCCCCAUUCUCCCGCUUUCCAUCACCCCACCCCAUUCUCCCGCUUUCCAUCACCCCGCCCCAUUCUCCCGCUUUCCAUCACCCCGCCCCAUUCUCCCGCUUUCCAUCACCCCGCCCCAUUCUCCCGCUUUCCAUCACCCCGCCCCAUUCUCCCGCUUUCCAUCACCCCGCCCCAUUCUCCCGCUUUCCAUCACCUCGCCCCAUUCUCCCGCUUUCUAUCAUCCCGCCCCAUUCUCCCGCUUUCCAUCACCCCGCCCCAUUCUUCUGCUUUCCAUCAACCCGCCCCAUUCUCUCUCCUUCCAUCACCACGCCCCAUUCUCCCGCUUUCCAUCCCCCCGCCCCAUUCUCCCGCAUUCCAUCACCCCGCCCCAAUCUCCCGCUUUCCAUCACCCCGCCCCAUUCUCCCGCUUUCCAUCACCUCGCCCAUUCUCCCGCUUUCUAUCAUCCCGCCCCAUUCUCCCGCUUUCCAUCACCCCGCCCCAUUCUUCUGCUUUCCAUCACCCCGCCCCAUUCUCCCUCCUUCCAUCACCCCGCCCCAUUCUCCCUCCUUCCAUCACCUCGCCCCAUUCUCCCGCUUUCCAUCACCCCGCCCCAUUCUCCCGCUUUCCAUCACCCCGCCCCAUUCUCCCGCUUUCCAUCACCCGCCCCAUUCUCCCGCUUUCCAUCACCCUGCCCCAUUCUCCCACUUUCCAUCACCCCGCCCCAUUCUCCCUCCUUCCAUCAUCCCGCCCCAUUCUCCCGCCUUCCAUCACUCCGCCCCAUUCUCCCGCCUUCCAUCACCCCGCCCCAUUCUCCCGCUUUCCAUCACCCGCCCCAUUCUCCCGCUUUCCAUCACCCUGCCCCAUUCUCCCGCUUUCCAUCACCCCGCCCCAUUCUCCCACCUUCCAUCAUCCCGCCCCAUUCUCCCGCCUUCCAUCACUCCGCCCCAUUCUCCCGCCUUCCAUCACCCCGCCCCAUUCUCCCGCUUUCCAUCACCCCGCCCCAUUCUCCCGCUUUCCAUCACCGCCCCAUUCUCCCUCCUUCCAUCACCCCGCCCCAUUCUCCCUCCUUCCAUCACCCCACCCCAUUCUCCCGCUUUCCAUCACCCCGCCCCAUUCUCCCGAUUUCCAUCACCCCGUCCCAUUCUCCCGCUUUCCAUCACCCCGCCCCAUUCUACCGCUUUCCAUCACCCCCGCCCCAUUCUCCCGCUUUCCAUCACCCCGCCCCAUUCUCCCGCUUUCCAUCACCCCCGCCCCAUUCUCCCUCCUUCCAUCACCCCGCCCCAUUCUCCCUCCUUCCAUCACCCCACCCCAUUCUCCCGCUUUCCAUCACCCCGCCUCAGUCUCCCGCUUUCCAUCCCCCCGCCCCAUUCUCCCGCUUUCCAUCACCCCGCCCCAUUCUCCCGCUUUCCAUCACCCCGCCCCAUUCUUCCGCUUUCCAUCACCUCGCCCCAUUCUCCCGCUUUCCAUCACCCCGCCCCAUUCUCCCGCUUUUCAACACCCCGCCCCAUUCUUCUGCUUUCCAUCACCCCGCCCCAUUCUCCCUCCUUCCAUCACCCCGCCCUAUUCUCCCUCCUUCCAUCACUCCGCCCCAUUCUCCCGCUUUCCAUCACCCCGCCCCAUUCUCCCGCUUUCCACACCCCGCCCCAUUCUCCCGCUUUCCAUCACCCCGCCCCAUUCUCCCGCUUUCCAUCACCCGCCCUAUUCUCCCGCUUUCCAUCACCCCGCCCCAUUCUUCCUCCUUCCAUCAUCCCGCCCCAUUCUCCCUCCUUCCAUCACCCCGCCCCAUUCUUCUGCUUUCCAUCACCCCGCCCCAUUCUCCCGCUUUCCAUCCCCCCGCCCCAUUCUCCCGCUUUCCAUCACCCCGCCCCAUUCUCCCGCUUUCCAUCACCCCGCCCCAUUCUCCCUCCUUCCAUCACCCUGCCCCAUUCUCCCUCCUUCCAUCACCCCGUCCCAUUCUCCCGCUUUCCAUCACCCCGCCCCAUUCUCCCGCUUUCCAUCACCCCGCCCCAUUCUCCCGCUUUCCAUCACCCCGCCCCAUUCUCCUUCUUUCCAUCACCCUGCCCCAUUCUCCCGCUUUCCAUCACCCCGCCCCAUUCUCCCGCAUUCCAUCACCCCGCCCCAUUCUCCCUCCUUCCAUCACCCCGCCCCAUUCUCCCUCCUUCCAUGACGCCGCCCCAUUCUCCCGUAUUCCAUCACCCCGCCCCAUUCUCCCGCUUUUCAUCUCCCCGCCCCAUUCUCCCGCUUUCCAUCACCCCGCCCCAUUCUCCCUCCUUCCAUCACCCCGCCCCAUUCUUCCUCCUUCCAUCACCCCGUCCCAUUCUCCCGCUUUCCAUCACCCCGCCCCAUUCUCCCUCCUUCCAUCACCCUGCCCCAUUCUCCCGCUUUCCAUCACCUCGCCCCAUUCUCCCGCUUUCCAUCACCCCGCCCCAUUCUCCCGCUUUCCAUCACCCGCCCCAUUCUCCCGCUUUCCAUCACCCCGCCCCAUUGUCCCUCUUUCCAUCACCCCGCCCCAUUCUCCCUCUUUCCAUCACCCCGCCCCAUUCUCCCGCUUUCCAUCACCCCGCCUCAUUCUCCCGCUUUCCAUCACCCCGCCCCAUUCUCCCUCCUUCCAUCACCCCGCCCCAUUCUCCCGCUUUCCAUCACCCCGUCCCAUUCUCCCGCUUUCCAUCACCCCGCCCCAUUCUCCCGCUUUCCAUCACCCCUCCCUAUUCUCCCGCUUUCCAUCACCCCGCCCCAUUCUUCUGCUUUCCAUCACCCCGCCCCAUUCUCCCUCCUUCCAUCACCCCGCCCCAUUCUCCCUCCUUCCAUCACCUCGCCCCAUUCUCCCGCUUUCCAUCACCCGCCCCAUUCUCCCGCUUUCCAUCACCCCGCCCCAUUCUCCCGCUUUCCAUCACCCGCCCCAUUCUCCCGCUUUCCAUCACCCUGCCCCAUUCUCCCGCUUUCCAUCACCCCGCCCCAUUCUCCCUCCUUCCAUCAUCCCGCCCCAUUCUCCCGCCUUCCAUCACUCCGCCCCAUUCUCCCGCCUUCCAUCACCCCGCCCCAUUCUCCCGCUUUCCAUCACCCGCCCCAUUCUCCCGCUUUCCAUCACCCCGACCCAUUCUCCCGCUUUCCAUCACCCCGCCCCAUUCUCCCGCUUUCCAUCACCCCUCCCUAUUCUCCCGCUUUCCAUCACCCCGCCCCAUUCUCCCUCCUUCCAUCACCCCGCCCCAUUCUCCCUCCUUCCAUCACCCCGCCCCAUUCUCCCGCUUUCCAUCACCCCGCCCCAUUCUCCCGCUUUCCAUCACCCCGCCCCAUUCUCCCGCUUUCCAUCACCCCGCCCCAUUCUCCCGCUUUCCAUCACCCCGCCCCCAUUCUCCCGCUUCCCAUCACCCCGCCCCAUUCUCCCGCUUUCCAUCACCCCGCCCCAUUCUCCCUCCUUCCAUCACCCUGCCCCAUUCUCCCGCUUUCCAUCACCUCGCCCGAUUCUCCCGCUUUCCAUCACCCCGCCCCAUUCUCCCGCUUUCCAUCACCCCGCCCCAUUCUCCCGCUUCCCAUCACCCCGCCCCAUUCUCCCGAUUUCCAUCACCCCGCCCCAUUCUCCCUCCUUCCAUCACCCCCGCCCCAUUCUCCCGCUUUCCAUCACCCCGCCCCAUUCUCCCGCUUCCCAUCACCCCGCCCCAUUCUCCCGCUUUCCAUCACCCCGCCCCAUUCUCCCUCCUUCCAUCACCCCGCCCCAUUCUCCCGCUUUCCAUCACCCCGUCCCAUUCUCCCUCUUUCCAUCACCCCGCCCCAUUCUCCCGCUUUCCAUCACCCCACCCCAUUCUCCCGCUUUCCAUCACCCCGCCCCAUUCUCCCGCUUUCCAUCACCCCGCCCCAUUCUCCCGCUUUCCAUCACCCCGCCCCAUUCUCCCGCUUUCCAUCACCCCGCCCCAUCUCCCGCUUUCCAUCACCCCGCCCCAUUCUCCCGCUUUCCAUCACCCCGCCCCAUUCUCCCGCUUUCCAUCACCCCGCCCCAUUCUCUCUCCUUCCAUCACCACGCCCCAUUCUCCCGCUUUCCAUCCCCCCGCCCCAUUCUCCCGCAUUCCAUCACCCCGCCCCAAUCUCCCGCUUUCCAUCACCCCGCCCCCAUUCUCCCGCUUUCCAUCACCUCGCCCCAUUCUCCCGCUUUCUAUCACCCCGCCCCAUUCUCGCGCUUUCCAUCACCCCGCCCCAUUCUUCUGCUUUCCAUCACCCCGCCCCAUUCUCCCUCCUUCCAUCACCCCGCCCCAUUCUCCCUCCUUCCAUCACCUCGCCCCAUUCUCCCGCUUUCCAUCACCCCGCCCCAUUCUCCCGCUUUCCAUCACCCCCGCCCCAUUCUCCCGCUUUCCAUCACCCGCCCCAUUCUCCCGCUUUCCAUCACCCUGCCCCAUUCUCCCGCUUUCCAUCACCCCGCCCCAUUCUCCCUCCUUCCAUCAUCCCGCCCCAUUCUCCCGCCUUCCAUCACUCCGCCCCCAUUCUCCCGCCUUCCAUCACCCCGCCCCAUUCUCCCGCUUUCCAUCACCCGCCCCAUUCUCCCGCUUUCCAUCACCCUGCCCCAUUCUCCCGCUUUCCAUCACCCCGCCCCAUUCUCCCACCUUCCAUCAUCCCGCCCCAUUCUCCCGCCUUCCAUCACUCCGCCCCAUUCUCCCGCCUUCCAUCACCCCGCCCCAUUCUCCCGCUUUCCAUCACCCUGCCCCAUUCUCCCUCCUUCCAUCAUCCCGCCCCAUUCUCCCGCCUUCCAUCACUCCGCCCCAUUCUCCCGCCUCCCAUCACCCCGCCCCAUUCUCCCGCUUUCCAUCACCCCGCCCCAUUCUUCUGCUUUCCAUCACCCCGCCCCAUUCUCCCUCCUUCCAUCACCCCGCCCCAUUCUCCCUCCUUCCAUCACCUCGCCCCAUUCUCCCGCUUUCCAUCACCCCGCCCCAUUCUCCCGCUUUCCACACCCCGCCCCAUUCUCCCGCUUUCCAUCACCCCACCCCAUUCUCCCGCUUUCCAUCACCCCGCCCUGUUCUCCCGCUUUCCAUCACCCCGCCCCAUUCUUCCUCCUUCCAUCAUCCCGCCCCAUUCUCCCUCCUUCCAUCACCCCGCCCCAUUCUCCCUCCUUCCAUGACGCCGCCCCAUUCUCCCGUAUUCCAUCACCCCGCCCCAUUCUCCCGCUUUCCAUCUCCUCGCCCCAUUCUCCCGCUUUCCAUCACCCCGCCCCAUUCUCCCUCCUUCCAUCACCCCGCCCCAUUCUUCCUCCUUCCAUCACCCCGUCCCAUUCUCCCGCUUUCCAUCACCCUGCCCCAUUCUCCCUCCUUCCAUCACCCUGCCCCAUUCUCCCGCUUUCCAUCACCUCGCCCCAUUCUCCCGCUUUCCAUCACCCCGCCCCAUUCUCCCGCUUUCCAUCACCCCGCCCCAUUCUCCCGCUUUCCAUCACCCCGCCCCAUUCUCCCGCUUUCCAUCACCCCGCCCCAUUCUCCCUCCUUCCAUCACCCCGCCCCAUUCUCCCGCUUUCCAUCACCCCGUCCCAUUCUCCCUCUUUCCAUCACCCCGCCCCAUUCUCCCGCUUUCCAUCACCCCACCCCAUUCUCCCGCUUUCCAUCACCCCGACCCAUUCUCCCGCUUUCCAUCACCCCGCCCCAUUCUCCCGCUUUCCAUCACCCCUCCCCAUUCUCCCGCUUUCCAUCACCCCGCCCCAUUCUCCCUCCUUCCAUCACCCCGCCCCAUUCUCCCGCUUUCCAUCACCCCGCCCCAUUCUCCCGCUUUCCAUCACCCCGCCCCAUUCUCCCUCCUUCCAUCACCCCGCCCCAUUCUCCCUCCUUCCAUGACGCCGCCCCAUUCUCCCGUAUUCCAUCACCCCGCCCCAUUCUCCCGCUUUCCAUCUCCUCGCCCCAUUCUCCCGCUUUCCAUCACCCCGCCCCAUUCUCCCUCCUUCCAUCAACCCGCCCCAUUCUUCCUCCUUCCAUCACCCCGUCCCAUUCUCCCGCUUUCCAUCACCCUGCCCCAUUCUCCCUCCUUCCAUCACCCUGCCCCAUUCUCCCGCUUUCCAUCACCUCGCCCCAUUCUCCCGCUUUCCAUCACCCCGCCCCAUUCUCCCGCUUUCCAUCACCCCGCCCCAUUCGCCCGCUUUCCAUCACCCCGCCCCAUUCUCCCGCUUUCCAUCACCCCGCCCCAUUCUCCCUCCUUCCAUCACCCCGCCCCAUUCUCCCGCUUUCCAUCACCCCGUCCCAUUCUCCCUCUUUCCAUCACCCCGCCCCAUUCUCCCGCUUUCCAUCACCCCCACCCCAUUCUCCCGCUUUCCAUCACCCCGCCCCAUGCUCCCGCUUUCCAUCAACCCGCCUUAUUCUCCCUCCUUCCAUCACCCCGCCCCAUUCUCCCGCUUUCCAUCACCCCGCCCCAUUCUCCCGCUUUCCAUCACCUCUGCGGAGAUAA